Notothenia coriiceps (black rockcod) is the source of this 1941-nucleotide messenger RNA. RefSeq names its product mitogen-activated protein kinase kinase kinase kinase 3. Gene Ontology annotation, molecular function: MAP kinase kinase kinase kinase activity; ATP binding. The record is from RefSeq and is a predicted model, not a curated record. NCBI's taxonomy places the organism in Eukaryota, Metazoa, Chordata, Actinopteri, Perciformes, Nototheniidae. Gene Ontology annotation, biological process: protein phosphorylation; intracellular signal transduction. The coding region runs from base 145 to 1926 and encodes 593 amino acids. The transcript has 20 exons. Gene Ontology annotation, cellular component: cytoplasm.
AUUGCGCAGUGGAAGCCAUGUUGGAGCUACAGUGGAAUCAGGCUGGGAUUUUCUGACGCCGUAUGUUUUUCUUAAAAUUACUGUUUUCAUACAUUGUUGGGGCUCGUUAACCGUACGCGAUCGGCGCCGUAAUCGGCAGUGGACAUGAUGGACUCCAGUGUCGACCUGUCCCGGAGGAAUCCGCAGGAGGAUUUCGAGCUGAUCCAGCGGAUAGGAAGCGGCACAUACGGAGAUGUGUACAAGGCUCGAAAUGUAAACACAGGAGAGCUGGCCGCCAUCAAAGUCAUCAAACUGGAACCGGGUGAGGACUUUGCUGUCGUCCAGCAGGAGAUUAUAAUGAUGAAAGACUGUAAGCACUCCAACAUCGUAGCCUAUUUUGGCAGUUAUCUCCGGAGAGAUAAGUUAUGGAUCAGUAUGGAGUACUGUGGAGGAGGUUCCCUGCAGGAUAUCUAUCAUGUAACCGGGCCUCUGUCAGAGUCACAGAUAGCCUACAUGUCACGGGAGACUCUGCAGGGUUUAUACUACCUACACAAUAAAGGCAAAAUGCACAGAGACAUCAAGGGAGCAAACAUCCUCCUGACAGACAACGGCUACGUUAAGCUAGCUGACUUUGGAGUAUCGGCCCAGAUCACAGCAACUCUCGCCAAGAGGAAGUCUUUCAUUGGAACUCCAUACUGGAUGGCUCCAGAGGUAGCAGCAGUCGAGAGGAAAGGAGGCUACAACCAGCUGUGUGAUAUCUGGGCUGUGGGCAUUACGGCAAUAGAGCUGGCUGAACUACAGCCCCCCAUGUUUGACCUGCACCCCAUGAGGGCUCUCUUCUUAAUGACCAAGAGUAAUUUCCAGCCUCCUAAGUUGAAAGAUAAAUUGAAAUGGACAAAUAACUUCCACCAUUUUUGCAAACUAGCCCUCACCAAGAACACCAAGAAGAGGCCCACAGCUGAGAAGCUGCUGCAGCACCCCUUUGUGUCCCAGCCUCUCAGCAGGACGCUGGCCAUAGAGCUGCUGGACAAAUCCAACAACCCCGACCACAGCACCUUCAACGACUUUGACGACGAUGACCCUGAACCAGAGUCCCCGGUCUCUGUUCCUCAUCGUAUUCGCUCCAUCAGCAGGAGCACCAGGGAGGGAAAGACGCUGUCAGAGAUAAACUUUGGCCAAGUUAAGUUUGAUCCUCCACUGAGAAAGGAGACAGAACCUCAUCAUGAACCGUGUGAAUCUGAGCCCUAUCUGGACUGUGUUGAGGAGCUCUACUAUACCGCGAGAUCUAAUCUGGACUUGCAGUUGGAGUACGGACACGAUUCACCAAGUCUUCUGGGAGGAAACAAGAGUCUUCUUAAAUCUGUGGAGGAGGAGCUUCAUCAGAGUAAAUCGAGCACGAUCAUGAGGCCAAAGGUCCCGCCUCCCCUUCCUCCCAAGCCCAAGUCGCUCUGCUCGUCCCAACAACCCCAGCAGCUACAACACAAACUUGACGAUAGCCAAUCACACAGCGAGGAUGACGGGGGAGGGACCAUCAAACGCUGCCCGGUCCCCAACACGGCGAGUCCCGCUAAACCCGCCUCCAACGUCCCCCCGAGACCCCCGCCCCCGAAGCUGCCGCCCCACCGCCGCAGUAGCCUAGGUAACGAGAGCCCGAAGCACUCGGACGCCGAAAACUCUGCCCCAGAGGAUGAUGGGAGCUUUAGACAUUUCUGGGAGUGGCUCCACACGCCUCACACUGAUGAGGAGCUGGAGGAGGCGUGGGAGGUGCUGAAGGAGGUGAAAGAUGAGCAGGAAAAAGAGGAGGAAAAGGAAGAGAGGAAUGGGCUGAACACAGCUCCUGCACACGGGGUAGAGAGGGAGAGUCCAGCAGACAGACAGUCCACCAUGCCCCCUAGUGUCCCAACUAGGAAGGACAAGAAGGACGUUCCGGUAAGUAGACGCUGCUAAAUAUCAGUGAAGGAU